AGACAGCAGCAUUUUACAGCUCAUUUCAGGACUUUUACUAUACAGGUCGGCUGAACUGACUGACCAUGAGGCUUCUGCACAUUCUGGGGUUCACCCUCUUGCUCUGCGGCCUGUGUGUGAGGGCAGAGGAUGAAAAGACUGAGGACAACGUUGAAGAUAAAGGAAACAACGGGGAAGAAAACGUUGAGGAAGGCACUGGAGAUGACGCAGAGCCAGAGAAACAAGAAAAGACAGAUGAAAUUACUGAAGAGAACGACAUUUUGGUGCUUCAUAGUGUCAACUUCGACAGAGCUCUCAGUGAGAACAAGUUCCUGCUUGUGGAAUUUUAUGCUCCAUGGUGUGGUCACUGCCGCAGACUGGAGCCCAUUUAUGCUGAAGUGGCCGGACUGCUGAAAAACGGUUCAUCCGAGGUACGGCUGGCUAAAGUGGAUGCCUCAGAAGAGAAAGAACUUGCCAGCGAGUUUGCUGUGGAUGGUUUUCCCAUGCUUAAAUUCUUCAAAGAUGGCAACAGGCAAAAUUUCACAGAUUUUUCUGGAAAGCGAACUGUAAAAGGAAUCACGAUGUGGCUGGAGAGGCACACAGGUACCAGUGCUACUGUUCUCAAUGAUGUGAAGAGUGCAGAGGCUCUACUGGAUGCAAAUGAGGUGGUUGUGGUUGGAUUCUUCCAGGAUUUGGAAGGCGAUAAGGCAAAGACAUUCUAUGAUGUAACUUUAAUAGCAGUGGACUUUGUCUUUGGCAUUACAAGCAACCCAGACAUCUUCAAAAAGUAUAAUGUAAAGAGUGACUCGCUGGUGCUCUUCAAGAAGUUUGAUGAAAAGCGGGCAGACAUGCCACUCUCCGAGGAAAAGCUAGACAAAGGGGAUCUGAUUUCAUUCAUCCAUUCUAACAGUAUGAAACUUGUCAUUCCAUUUAAUGAAGAGAAUGCUGAUCAAAUUUUUAGCUCUAAGGUCCGUAAACAUAUGCUACUGUUCAUUAAUACAACUGUGGAAUCCCAGAAUGCACUGCUCGAAGAUUUUAGAGAUGUUGCCAGUGAGUUUAAGGAAAAAGUGCUUUUCAUCCUGUUAGAUGUUACUUAUGACAAAGCGGAGCAUGUGCUGAAGUAUUUCAGUAUCUCUGAAAAAGAUGUUCCUAUUAUUCGCCUGAUUGACACUGAGAAAGUGGUGACAUACGCAAUGGAAGGAUCAAUCAUCAACACAGACACGCUGAGAUCCUUUUGCCAGGGUGUUCUGGAUGGUACCGUGAAGCCCUUUUUGAAGACUCAAAAAAUUCCUGAGGACUGGGACAAGAAUCCAGUUAAAGUUCUUGUAGGGAAGAACUUUAAUGAAGUGGCUUUUGAUGAGACUAAGAACGUCUUUGUGGAAUUUUAUGCUCCAUGGUGUGGUCACUGUCAACAGCUGGUUCCUGUGUGGGAUGCAUUGGGAGAGAAGUACAAAGACCAUGAGGACAUAAUAAUAGCAAAAAUGGAUGCCACAGAAAACGAUGUGGAAGAUGUCAUUAUACAGGGAUUUCCCACCAUUAAAUACUUUCCUGCUGGGACUGAAAAGAAGAUUAUUGACUAUGAUGGAAAUAGAGAUUUGGAAACAUUCUCAAAGUUCCUGGAUAAUGGAGGAGUGUUACCAGAAGAAGAGAGCAAAGAUGAGGAUGAGGACAAUGAUGAUGAUGAUGAAGAUGAGGUGUUGGAUGAAUCAAUAGAAGAAUCACCAAAAUCGACCAAUGUAACAAGCAAAGAUGAGCUGUGAAAACAAGGCAUAAAUCACAUAAUUUGUACUGCACCAUACUGCAACUGUUCUUCUACAUUUAUCCCUCACAUUUCUAACCUCUGUUUUACAAUACUGACGCUGAUAAUGUCUAACUGAUCCCACACCACCGAAAUAAACAGCCCAUUCUCAUCCCAAGGCGUGCAUUUUUGACCAUGCUUCAAUAUCUGACGCUUUAGGCACCCUUUAGCGUCAGUUAGAUGAUGCCGUAGGAUCGCGAGUAACCCUUCCCCUACCCCAGAUCUAACUGACGCUUUUCCUUUAGCGUCAGUUAUAUGACGCCGUAGGAUCGCGUUAUAGGCUAACUGAUGCUAAAGGCCGCCAAAGCGUAGAAUAUUGAAGCAUGGUCAAAAGGUGACACCUAGGGGUGAGAAUGCGUUGAAAUAAAUCAUAGACCAUCAGGACCAUGAACAAAAACCUCUACAUGUUAAGCUAUUUUUAUUCAAUUUAGUCAGGUAUGUAGUUGGUUUUAAUGCUCCAGUGCAGAGAAAAUUACAGUAAUCUGAUAAAACACAUUUGUCUCAUGUUGCAUAAAUCUCACAUUUGUCUUUUGUUGCAUAAAUGCUGUGUGAAAUGUAUUUUGACAGAAAUGGCAUCGGCGAUGACAGACAGUCUUGUUGUGUAAUAACAUUAAAUUACUUUGAAAGUCGAUGGGCGUGGCCAUUUGUAACUUGGAUGUGCAAGACUUCCUGUUUCUUCCACUUGCAGUUAUUUUAGCUGUAAAAAACACCUCGAUAUGCUGCUUUACAUUGCAGACUGGUAUUUCUUAGCAUAUUAUUCUAAUGUAUUGUCGGAAUUAUACACACACUCAUUUGCAAUGCAAAUAGUUUUAACAUUUACUGCACAUUUAUCGAGAGUGGCUAUAACAUCGGGUGUGGAUGAUAAAGAUAAAUGGGAGGAAUACAAAGUCAUCAUGACAUUUGAACUCUAACUUUGCAAAUUGCCUAAUAUUUACAGUUUCCUCUUUUCUUGCCGCUUUUAAUGUAUUGUAAUCAAUUCUGGCAACUGUAACACUCAUUUUGAAAUAAAAAUGGUAAGUCUGAA
Messenger RNA from Pimephales promelas (fathead minnow), 2801 nucleotides. RefSeq names its product protein disulfide isomerase family A, member 2 (gene pdia2). Lineage: Eukaryota; Metazoa; Chordata; Actinopteri; Cypriniformes; Leuciscidae. The record is from RefSeq and is a predicted model, not a curated record. Gene Ontology annotation, cellular component: endoplasmic reticulum. Gene Ontology annotation, biological process: protein folding; response to endoplasmic reticulum stress. Gene Ontology annotation, molecular function: protein disulfide isomerase activity.